Cucumis sativus (cucumber) is the source of this 930-nucleotide messenger RNA. Its product is annotated as F-box/kelch-repeat protein At3g06240. The transcript has a single exon. Bases 1 to 930 code for a protein of 309 amino acids. NCBI's taxonomy places the organism in Eukaryota, Viridiplantae, Streptophyta, Magnoliopsida, Cucurbitales, Cucurbitaceae. The record is from RefSeq and is a predicted model, not a curated record.
AUGUCUAAGGAGCAUGAAAAAAUAGGCUUUGAGUUGACACAACCUUUUGCUAUCAUAUUGAGUCCGAUCACAAAUGAAUACGUGGAACUCCCACUUAAUGAUGCUUGGAAGAAGACGUUUUACACAGGUUACAGCUUCGGAUUUGGUUAUAGCCCUAACAAAAAACAAUACAAAAUAGUUAAACUUUCUUCUAUCAGGAGGGGUUUAUAUGUAGCUGACAUUUUUACAAUUGGAACAUUUACCCGUGGUAGUUAUGGAAAAUGGAGUAGAGUUCCAAUCUUGAUACGAUUCUGCGUUUUAGGGAGUGGUGAUGGUGUUUACUUGAAUGGUUCUCUUUAUUGGAACGGAUACAACGGUAACUACCUUGAUAUGAGAAACGGGGGUAAAGUUGUUCUUUUACGUUUUGAUGUAGAAGAUGAGAAAUUUGAAGUUGUUUCUUUUCCUCACGGUGUGGAAGAUGAAGUUUUUCGUGGUUCUUCUAAUAUUUGGAUCUUUAAUAACACCCUAUAUCUGUCUUGUUUCGACUUCAACACUAACAAUGGCAUUGGUAGGUUUCAUGUGUGGAAGCUUAUGGAAGAGGGUUAUUCAUGGUUUAAAUUAGAACAAGAGUUUGUUAUUAGACAACCCAUCUCAAACCAUUGGUCGACGGUGGCGUUGCUUCAUUACAUAAGAUACCUAAAAUACCGUGGUUACUAUGAUUUCUCCUCAUCUUGUACUAGAUAUCAUUUCCAACUCAUCAAAGUUUUUGAGGAUGAAAAGAUGUUGUUUCUUAUCUCUCGGAAGGCUUUAAUUUUAUACGACUCCAAGACCGAGCAGUUUGAGGUGACGUAUAAUGAUCUAAAUCAAGAUCAAGAUGGGAAAUUAUGGAUUUAUGAUAUUGAUUAUUCAUUAAACGUUGAUUCUCUCCCAAAGACUUUGGGAGUAAAUUAA